Racocetra fulgida is the source of this 238-nucleotide messenger RNA. NCBI's taxonomy places the organism in Eukaryota, Fungi, Glomeromycota, Glomeromycetes, Diversisporales, Gigasporaceae. The record is from the annotation of a GenBank genome assembly.
AUGGAACCUCAAAGAUACAACUUUUUGUCCCAUGAAUCUUUUGACUAUAUCCUAGAAAAUUUCGUUAGUCAAAGGAAAAAUAAACGUUGUUUAAUAGAUUUAGAUCGUUAUCAUAAGUGCUUGAAUGUAUUGAAAUAUCCAAAUGAUCCACAUAACCUAACUUUCAAAUACUGGUUCACUCACACUUUUAAAAUCCUUCUUAUUGAUAUGACUAAAAAAACUUCAUUUAUGCAAGCAA